Molecule: messenger RNA, 6975 nt
Organism: Engraulis encrasicolus (European anchovy)
Lineage: Eukaryota; Metazoa; Chordata; Actinopteri; Clupeiformes; Engraulidae
Gene: asap1a
Product: ArfGAP with SH3 domain, ankyrin repeat and PH domain 1a
Exons: 29
Coding region: 737-4288 (1183 amino acids)
Biological process (GO): positive regulation of GTPase activity
Cellular component (GO): cytoplasm
Molecular function (GO): GTPase activator activity; protein binding
Source: RefSeq, a predicted model, not a curated record
GUGCACAAAUAGUAGUUAUUGGGGUCAUUUUGGACCAUUUUCCAAUUAAGUCAUUUGAUCUGCAUUUAAAGUGACACUGCAGUUAUAUAUUGUUUUUGUAACUUCAGCGGUCCUGAAAUUCAGUAUUUUCCUAUUAGGUGAAUCCCCCUACUGUACAGUUCCUACCCCUCCCCAGCUGUUGUCUCAUUACUGCCCUCCUCAUCCUGCCGACUGUAAGUGCCCUCCCCCUGCCCUGACUCCCUGUGGUCCACAUGGUUGAUUUUCGCUUCCUGUCCGCACUGCUGAUCUUUUCACCAGUUCCAGAUGAGAAAUCAAUGUCCUUACCUCAGACAUAUGUGGAAGCUGCGGGUGUUUGAUUCGCAGCCGCUGUAGGCAACAUUUUUGGGCUGUGCAGAAUGAAGUAUGGUCCAUCAUGAACAUACCUAUCUGAACACUUUGUAUGAUUCUCGUAAGUCUUUGGAAGUGGUACUGCUGGGGGGAAACACUGCGCCCGUCUCGGUAAGAUACAUUAUUAGGCGUUGCUUUUCCCUCAAAACUGUUCAUGGUAUGUGUUAUUGGGAACGGAUCCGGUCGACGUGUAGAACUACAUGCAAAGAAAAGUUUGUUGACUAUAUUAGUUAUUCCACAGGACUUAGACAUGGUUUAAAAACUGCAUUGGCGAGGGGUAAGUUUGACAACAGCGCUUGUCAGAGUAGCGGGCUGUAAGUUGGCUGGGAUUUUGGAUGAGUUGAGACUUAUGUUGCUUGUGCAUUUUCUUGAGGAGACCGCCGUCAUGAGGGCCUCUUCCUCUCGACUGUCGAGUUUCUCAUCUUCAUCCAGGGACUCUCUUUGGAACCGGAUGCCGGAUCAGAUAUCGGUGUCCGAGUUUCUCUCGGAGACAACGGAGGAUUACAACUCUCCCACUACAUCAAGCUUCACUACCCGAUUGCAGAGCUGCCGAAACACGGUCAGCGUUCUGGAAGAGGCCCUGGACCAGGAUCGCACAGCCUUGCAGAAGGUAAAGAAGUCCGUCAAAGCCAUCUACAAUUCGGGUCAAGACCAUGUGCAGAAUGAAGAGAACUACAGCCAGGCACUGGACAAGUUCGGCAGCAAUUUCAUCAGCCGGGACAACUCCGACCUGGGGACAGCUUUCAUCAAGUUCUCCAGCCUCAUCAAGGAGCUCGCCGCGCUGCUCAAGAACCUGCUCCAGAGUCUGAGCCAUAAUGUGAUCUUCACGUUGGACUCGCUGCUCAAAGGGGACCUGAAGGGAGUGAAGGGGGACAUAAAGAAGCCCUUUGACAAAGCCUGGAAGGACUACGAGACCAAGUUCACGAAGAUUGAGAAGGAGAAAAGGGAGCACGCCAAGCAGCAUGGAAUGAUCCGCACGGAGAUUACGGGUGCCGAGAUCGCCGAGGAGAUGGAGAAGGAGAGGCGCAUUUUUCAGCUGCAGAUGUGCGAGUAUCUAAUCAAAGUGAACGAAAUCAAGACUAAAAAGGGAGUUGACCUGCUUCAGAACCUCAUAAAGUAUUACCAUGCUCAGUGCAACUUUUUUCAGGACGGUCUGAAAACUGCUGAUAAGAUGAAGCAGUACAUUGACAAGCUCGCCGCUGACCUCUACAAUAUCAAGCAGACUCAAGAUGAAGAGAAGAAGCAGCUGACGGCUCUGAGGGACAUGCUCAAGUCCUCUCUGCAGCUGGAGCAGAAAGAGGAUUCCCAGAGCAAGCAGAGUGGCUAUAGCAUGCACCAGCUGCAGGGCAACAAGGAGUUUGGGUGUGAGAAGAAGGGCUAUCUCAUGAAGAAGAGUGACGGCCUCCGCAAGGUGUGGCAGCGCAGGAAGUGUUCUGUGAAGAAUGGCAUCCUCACCAUCUCCCACGCCACGUCCAACAGGCAACCUGUGCGACUGAACCUGCUGACCUGCCAGGUGAAACCCAGUGGAGAGGACAAGAAGUGUUUCGACCUGAUCUCCCACAACCGCACAUAUCACUUCCAGGCAGAAGAUGAGCAGGAGUUUGUGAUCUGGAUCUCCGUGCUGACCAACAGUAAGGAGGAGGCCCUGAACAUGGCCUUCCAGGGGGGCAGCCAGAGCACCGGGGAGGACACCGUGGAGGACCUGACCAAAGCCAUCAUAGAGGACGUGCUGCGCAUACCUGGCAACGAGGUCUGCUGCGACUGCGGAGCCCCGGAGCCCAAAUGGCUGUCCACCAACCUGGGCAUCCUGACCUGCAUUGAGUGCUCUGGAAUCCAUCGGGAGAUGGGAGUGCACAUCUCACGCAUCCAGUCCAUGGAGCUGGACAAACUAGGCACCUCAGAACUCUUGCUCGCCAAGACUGUAGGGAAUAGCAGCUUCAAUGAGAUUCUGGAAGGGAAUCUUCCCAGUCCUUCACCCAAGCCUACGCCAAACAGUGACAUGACGGAGAGGAAGGAGUACAUCAAUGCUAAGUAUGUGGAGCACCGCUACGCCCGGCGGACAGCCUCCACGGCAACAGCGCGGCAGGGCGACCUGUACGAGGCGGUGCGGACGCGGGACCUGCUGCUUCUCAUCCAGCUGUACGCUGACGGGGUGGAGCUCACCGACCCCUUCCUGGAGGCAGGACAGGACCCUGGAGAAACGGCUCUGCAUUUCGCUGUCCGGACGGCAGACCAAACCUCUCUUCACCUGGUGGACUUCCUUGUUCAGAACAGUGGGACUCUGGACAGACAAACUGACAGUGGCAACUCUGCCCUGCACUACUGCUGCCUCUAUGAGAAACCAGAGUGUCUGAAACUGCUGCUGAGGGGAAAACCAGCCAUCGACAUUGCAAACCAAACUGGAGAGACUGCCCUGGACAUCGCCAGGAGGCUGAAGAAUACCCAGUGUGAAGAGCCGCUGGUGGAAGCUGCCGCGGGGAAGUUCAACCCUCACGUGCAUGUGGAGUAUGACUGGAACCUGCGACUGGAGGAGAUAGAUGAGAGUGAUGACGACCUGGAUGACAAGCCCAGCCCGGUGAAGAAGGAGCGCUCCCCGCGUCCCCAGAGCUUCUGCCACGCGUCCAGUGUGUCACCGCAGGAGAAGCUGACGCUGCCUAGUUACAUGGGCCACCGCGACAAGCAGCGCCUCUCCUAUGGGGCCUUUGCCAACCCCGUGUACAGCACCUCCACCGACACCCCCGCCUCCCCUGGCGCCGAGGGACCCACUCUGGUCAGGGGCCCCAGUAAAGGUCCCUCUGCCGGUCCCCCCACCUCCCUCCCCCUGGGCUCUCAGUCGUCGGCGGGGGGCGGAAGUGGCACCCUGUCGAAGAAGAGGGCCCCACCCCCUCCCCCGGGACACAAGCGCACACUCUCCGACCCCCCCAGCCCAGUCCUCUCCGGCCCUCAGCAGAGCAAAGGCAGCGAAUCAACUCCUCCGCCCACAAACAGGACUUCACCUGCCAACAAGUUUGAGCAGCAGCAGAGCACUACAUCAAGCAACACUAAAUCCACACUUGGCCCAAGAGUUCUACCUAAACUGCCUCAGAAAGUGGCACUAAGGAAGAUCGACACUAUUCACCUCCCCUCGGUGGACAAGCCGGGACCCCCAGGCCCAGAGGUGUUGCAGAAGCCACUCCAGUCAGUGGAGACCAGCCCCAGACCCUGCGACCUCCCUACCAGAGCCCCACAACUCUCAGACCGGCCCCAGCCUGCGGAGCGGCACCUGUCCGCAGAGAAGCCUCAGCCGGCGGAGAGACCGCAGCUCGGCGACCUUCCCCCAAAGCCUCACGUGUUAGACCUGCCUCCUAAACCCCAGCUCUCCGACCUCCCUCCCAAGCCGCAGCUCUCGGACUUGCCCCCCAAACCUCAGCUAUCGGAUUUACCCCCUAAACCUCAGCUCAAGGACCUCCCGCCUAAGCCCCAGCUGGCCGACAUGCCCCCGAAGCCUUCGCCGCCAGAGGCCCCAACGGCAAGGCAGAGCACGCAGGAGGAGCCCACGCCGGCAGCCAGGGUGCCGCAGCAGCAGCCGCAGUCACCUGCAGAAGCACAGUCCUCCAGCCAACAGGGGGAGCUGUCCCCGAGGCAGGCCAGCGAGGACACCAAUGGAGCACCGGCCGGGGCGGUGGAGAUGCCGGUGCCACUGCCUCGCAAGAUCAACCCGGUCCCUAAGGCCAAAGCCAAACGGGUGAAGACCAUCUACGACUGCCAAGCAGAUAACGAUGACGAGCUGACCUUUGCAGAAGGAGAAGUGAUCGUGGUGACCGGGGAGGAGGAUCAGGAGUGGUGGAUUGGACACAUAGAAGGCCAGCCGGAGCGAAAAGGGGUCUUCCCUAUGUCCUUCGUGCACAUUCUGUCUGAAUGACAAAGUGGUGACUGACCAGCAUGAGGCUCCCUGUCCAUCUGUCUGUCUAGCUAGCACAAGCCCCCGUCAUAGGCCUCCCCAUCCUGGGACUGUGGGCAUAGCCUCUGUAUAUAGCUGCUGUAAUCCAAACCAAGUCUUCAAGGGCCUAAGACUCACUCAUCCAGGGUGUCAGCCCAGCCUCCCUGCACCUGUAAGGGUUUAAAUAUGUACGUAUACCAGUCAUGUGUUGUUGAAAUGCGUAAAAUAAAACUGUUAUCCUGCCUACCAGUAUUACCGUAGCCAUAGCAAACCGGCAUGCUGCCAAAACAGGGUUUGCGGUAGCUAUCCAUUGGAAUCUAGCACUUAACACGUUUUGUUUUUUUAAUUUUGUUGUUUGUUUUUGUCAGUGUACGCUGUAAACUGUAUGUACGUACGUAUGUAUGUGUGUAUACAUAUAGAAGCGAUGUGUUAUGUCCAUUUGAAACGUGUGUACAUGUACAUAAGAUAUGCACACAUGUUAGUAUAUUUAUGUACCCAUGCACAUACACUACUGUGUAGAUGUACAGUAUGUGGGCAUCCUGGCUAUCCAGCGCCAUAGCUGGGGAUGGCUGCUCCUUUUACUUCUGUGGUUCAAAAAAAAGAAAAGAAAAAAAUCAUCUCUAGUGUUCCUGAGGGAGUGCACAGAGGGCCAUUACAUUUGAAUUAAAUUAAAAAAAGGAAAUAUAUAGAAAAAAAGUAUAUAGUAUAUAUAAAAUAAAUAUUAUCAAAGUGCUUCAAUUUUCCCAUGUGUAAUUAUAGUGGCAUGCUGACCAGGGAAGAAAAUUAAAUAUUAUUAUAUUCGAAUUUUAAUCUCAAGAAGAAAGAAAAACAAAGAAACAAACAUCUCAUUGCACCUCCUCUAAACUUGUGAUAGAAUGGCAUAAAACCACUCGUGAAGCUAGUGUGGCACACAGUAGGUGCCUGCUCUGUAGUAUCCAGGAGCCCACUCUCUCAGCUCACUGCAGCCAUGUGUGGACUCUGCUGAGUGAAGGAUGACGAUAGUGAUGCUCCAGCUGACGUACUGUAUGUGACUGACUGCAGUGUUGAUCGUUAGGAUCUUUUUUUGGCAGACUGCACUGCACUGCUCUGCUCUCCGCAAGCAUCCAUUUUCACGCAUCAGCCAAGCUGAUGUCAAUAGAGAUGCCUCUGGGGACAUUGGGUGCAUUCCAAUAUGUGACCUUGCGUCCACCACUUGGGCUUGUGGCCUUACAUUUUGCUGAUGCCCAGCCUCCGUGGAGAAAACAAUGAAGUUUCCCCACUGUCAGCCUAGCCAAAACAAUUUUGGGGGACUGUUCUUCAUUUACCAUCCUGUUUGAAAAUGAGAAAAUGACUUGACAAUUGAGCUUUUGCGAGAUAUUGAAAUAUAAUCCUGUUGUCAGUGAUGUCCUCACGACGUAUUACUGCCUGGUACGAGGCCACAAGCACAAGUGGAGGACGCAAGGUUGCAUAUUGGAACGCACCCAUUCUCUUUACUUUGUUAGGGGUUCUGUUUGGUUUGUUAGCACCAAGCCUUAACCCUCCUAGAUAUGAAUGGCAGUGAGUGCUUGAAACACAUUGGUCGGCUUGCUGGUUUCAACCUUGGGCUUACCACAGCCGAAGCAAAAACACUUGACCUAUGGGGGUUGUUUCAUAACACGCCGCCCACAGUGAAAGGCAGGUACCCACACUCAUGUUUGUUCAAUUCAGGACGUUUUUCGUUUUCUUUCUCUCUUUUUUUUGGCCUUGAGUCAAAUUGUACUGUGGAAUGUUUUUGUUACAUUUUUUACAUGUAUUUUAUUAUUUUGUGUGACCGAUGAUUUUUGUUUAUUUGUUUGUUUGAUUGAUUCCUGUUCAUUUUGCUUUGUCUGAGAUCGCAGCAGCAAGUGACUGAGCUGCCGUUGGGACUAAGGAUGACCUUUCUGCUGCCUCUCAGUGUGGCACCAGGCAGGGGGACUGGCUCACACUUUAGGUUCUUCAACAAGUGGUUGGUGUAGUUAACAAGAGACAGUGUACGGUAUUGAUGAAUGCUUCCUGUAGUCAGUUUGGUGUUUUAAGAUAUUUCACAUGUAGGCUUUUGGUGGGUCAGUAAGAAAGGGACACAGAUCCCAUAGUGUUGAAACGGAAAUAAAAAACAAGUUCACAGUUGAAAAGGCUGUCAGCACAAUUUAUAUAAUUCAUGGGUAUAAACCACAUACACAAGAGUAACGACAGACAAACUAACUCAACAAAUGGUUUUUAGAUAUAUCAGCUACUGUGGUGCUCUGCUAAGGAUACAGUAUCUUUUGAAAAUGUGUAUUUGUCUCUGAUGUACCAUUCCUGUAUUGUGUAAAUUUGAACUUCAUAAUCAGCUCAUAAUUGGACCAAACGUGUGCCAGUAUUGUUUAAUGGAGACAGGAUUUUCACUACCAGAGACUACCGAUGUAAUAGCCUUUGUUCAAAAAAAAAGUCAUUCCUAUAUGUAAUGCUGGAACCAGUACAGUGAAAUGGCCUGUGUGGCUAUAACUAUUUUUUACAUGUUUUGUUGUGAGAGAAACUGAAUGAGUUAUAUUGUUUUAAUUAGGAUGCAAGAUUUAUUUCCAUGCAGUCUCAUUCCUUUGAUUUGUUUGUGUUUGCUGCACUGUAUGUUUAGUAAAGAAGGAAUUUGCAAUUGAGUUGAGUACAGUAAUAAAGAUUUUAAGUUGAGAGCACGA